Molecule: messenger RNA, 7904 nt
Organism: Mizuhopecten yessoensis (Yesso scallop)
Lineage: Eukaryota; Metazoa; Mollusca; Bivalvia; Pectinida; Pectinidae
Product: tyrosine-protein phosphatase non-receptor type 4-like
Exons: 29
Coding region: 1718-4780 (1020 amino acids)
Biological process (GO): protein dephosphorylation
Cellular component (GO): cytoskeleton; cytoplasmic side of plasma membrane; cytoplasm
Molecular function (GO): cytoskeletal protein binding; protein tyrosine phosphatase activity
Source: RefSeq, a predicted model, not a curated record
UAAUUAAUCUUUAUACGAAGUGGAAACCCUUUAUUCGCUUUUCUAGCACACCUGUCAUUUAUGAAAUGCCACCUGGCGGCUUAACAAUGUCGUCGAUAAUGGUCACGUGACUUUGUUUUCUCCGCCAUUUUGAUUGAGUGUAACUUCCUGAGAAAAGACAUUUGACCAAUGCUGGUUCCAAAACAACGUCAUAUAACUAACUUCAAUGGAGUAGACACCAAGUUCAAGGCUUGUUGACAAUUAACAGCAAGUCAAAUCGUGCCAGCUGGAGUUGGAUCGUAGCCCAUCAAGCUGAGACGUGAUCAAGUGAGAGAAGAAAACAGAAAGGAUGAAUGCAGCAGUGUAAAUAGCUGGUGCGGUGGAGGCUAACGGCAGACAUUCUCACAGCUAGGAUGAUGAAUCGGGAGGAGGUGUAUUGCCUAUGUCUCUAGUACAUACUGACUUAACGGAACUAGUACAAAGUAUAUGUGUGUGCUUCUAAUUAUAUGGAGAGCUUUUUAGAAUGUAAAAUCUGGAUCGGGUUAAAUAGGCCUCAUCAUCACCAUCGUCCAUGAUGUCGAAGUGAAUGAGUGAAGUUGGAUAUAAUCAUCCCGGGGAUAGUAGUAUGGAGAACAGGCACUGAACACACAUGUACCCUGAUCGGUAGUGUGGCUGGUGUAUAUGGUUGACAGUUUCUGUUGCAUCACUAGCUGUGUACAUGGACCUUCGUGUUUUGUAGAUAUCUUGCACAGACUAAAUAGAAACCGUAGUAGCUAUCAGAGAUCUGAUAUAAUAGAAUUACUGAGAUACAGUAUAUCCCUGAGCUGGACCAGCAGGCAAACUCGGCUCUUGGUUAUCUCUUCCGUUUUGUAUGCUUCAUAUUGAAUUUGUCACAAGUAAUUACUGGACACACAACGAAGCACUAUAUAAACAGAAAUUAGCUAUUAUUCUGUGAGCAUACAAAACAGCUAAAUAUGUAUGAAGCUAUUAUUCUGUGAGGAUAGCAACAAACUCAACUACAUGUUAUUAGAGAACCUUCAAAGAGGAGAGUUUUACUUGUAACUUCAUUAAUAAGGCAGGAUUUCCAUCCAGUACAUCCACAAAAGGCCUUGUAUUAAAUACAGGCAGGCAAUAUUGGUACUGUCUGAGUAAGGACAGUUCAUAAAGUAUAGCUCCAAUGAAGUAGUUCCGUGUUCAUGUAGUGCAAUUGUGUACUUGAAGCGGAAGUAAAUAUUCACUGGGAUAGUGAGUGUGUACUUCAAUCUGAUUUAAAUAUCCACUGGAAUAUUGCAUAUUUGAAGCUGAAGUAUAUAUUCACUGGGAUAGUAUAUACUUCAAGCUGAUUUAAAUAUCCGUCGGAAUAUUGUGUGUUUGCAGCUAUAUUAUGUAUAAAUUGGGAUAUUGCAUACUUUAAAGUUGGAGCUUAACUGCAUAAUUCUUCUUUGGAAUAGUGUAUAUGUAUGCACUGUGUUUGAAAGAGCUGUCAACUAGAUUCUUUGGAUCUGUUUGCUAAGGAUUGGAUUCACAGAUUUAACCUUGCUGUUUGAUACCUGAUUUUUGUGUCGUUGUUGCUGCAGUGUUACAUCGUGUAAAUACCUUACAUUGGAUAUAAAACCAGGAUUAAUUCUACUAACAUGUACAAUCUCUAGCAAUAUGGAACUACUUGGUGUUGCAAGAAAUGUGAGUGAUUACUUAUAAAAAAGUGUGUUCGUAAAAGUACACCGCUAAAUAAACAAACAUGGCUACCAUAGCUACGACAGCCCUUGGUCCAACUGUGGUUAUUGCUACUGCAGAAACCUCCGAUUCAGGGGGUUCCGCUCGUGGCUCCUUGGGGACUGUCUCCAUGGGAACUGUUUCUGAGGGUACUGCUUCCCUGGGUACCGCAGUCGACCUAGAACCUGACCCUGAAGAACAGAGCCAACCUGAGCUGCACACUAUGUCCAUGCGACUGGUGUCUGGCGGCACGUACAAUGUUCGGGCAUCAGAGAUGGCUGCCCAUCUUCAGGAUCGUCAGCCUAAGACUGUGCAGUGUAUCGUACAUUUCCUAGACGAUAGCGAGGAACAGUUUGAAAUUGAUAAGCGUGCGAAAGCGCAACAUUUAUUGGAUAAAGUAUUUGACCACUUGGAGCUGGUGGAGAAGGAUUAUUUUGGACUUCAGUUUGUUGACCUUUCACCCGCUCCGGACCACAUGGUCGGCCAUAACUUCAUGGCCCCUAGUAUAUACGCAUUGAGGUGGCUGGAUCCACUGAAAACAAUUAAGAAGCAAUGUCGAGGUCCUCCGUUCCAGUUUUUUUUCCGUGUAAAAUUUUAUGUAUCAGAUCCUAGCAAGCUGUCCGAGGAAUAUACAAGGUAUCAUUUUUUCCUCCAAGUGAAGCGAGAUAUUUUAGAAGGGAGGCUAGUGUGUCCCCCCAGUACUGCCGCCCUGCUGGCUAGCUACGCAGUGCAAUCUGAGCUUGGUGAUUAUAAUCCAGAAGAACAUCGGGACAACUACCUCACAGAAUACCAAUUUCUGCCUACACAGACGGAAGAGUUUGAGAAACAAGUGUCAGAACUACACAAACAGCACAGGGGCCAGACUCCAGCUGAUGCAGAGUACAACUACCUAGACAAGGCCAAACGUCUGGAGAUGUACGGAGUGGAUCUCCACAACGCUCGGUCUAUGUCCAUGAUGACGGGUGAAAUAGAGCAGGAAACCGCGUUCAAUAUAGAUCAGAGUAACGUAGACAUACAGCUUGGUGUCACGUCUAUAGGAUUGGUCGUGUUCCAGAACAACGUCAAAAUCAACACAUUCCCAUGGGCAAAAAUAGUAAAGAUUUCCUUUAAAAGGAAGCAGUUUUUCAUUCAGCUUCGACGAGAAGUGAACGAUGCUGUAGAAAAUUUAAUAGGUUUUAACAUGGUCAGCUAUCGAUCGUGUAAAAACUUAUGGAAGUCCUGCGUGGAACAUCACACGUUUUUCCGGCUUUAUGUUCCGAAUCCUCCCACCAAGAAAAUAUUCUCUAUCGGGUCGAAGUUCCGAUACAGUGGAAAAACAGAGUUCCAGACUUUGGAAGAAAGCAAGCGGCGAACUAAAAUGGAUCGUUCAUUUUCCAGGAUCAUCGGAUUUUUUCGGUCGCCAAGUAAAAAGUUUGCUCGACGGACGGUAGGAGGACAUACGACGAAAGUGAUUAUGGAAGAACGGAACUUUAUAGAUGGACAUCGGAAUAUUCCUAAAUCACAAACAUUCUCUGGACUCAGUAGUGAUGGUACACGGACAGUUUCUGCGGGUGGCAACCAUUCCUUUAAUAGAUACGACAGUGUCAAUAACCAGAUGCGGGCAACAUUACCGCACGACUACAAAGUCGGGCAGACAGUGCGUGGAUCUUUGCAUUCGGAAAAGUCAGACGACGAUGGUGGUUUCCUUACUCACAAUGCAUCUAAAGAUACAUAUCCUCAGCCCAUCCCUACAAAAAACGUCAACUUCCCGUCUGUGGGAGACAACCAAAUCAAAGAUAUCCCUAAUCAUACGGAUACCGACAACCAACUUCCUGCGUACAAUGAUUACUUGCCUAACGGGAAUGGUUACCCUGAAGGACAUGGUCUGGUUACCAUACGGAUGAUCCCCGAUGAACAGGGGAGGUUCGGGUUCAAUGUCAAGGGAGGGGCAGAUCAGGGCAUGCCCAUCAUUGUUUCCCGGGUCGCUCCCAGCACGCCGGCAGAUCUGGCCAUUCCUCGGCUCAACGAGGGGGACCAGGUUCUUGUGAUCAAUGGACGGGAUGUUUCACAGCAUACACACGAACAGGUGGUCAUGUUUAUUCGCGCAUCCAGAGAAACACAUUCAGGGGAACUGGUGUUGAUCGUUCGGCCCAACGUUUAUGUGAGUGAGGACACACCUGAGGAGCACUACUUUGAGUACCUACCUGAGUCCCAUGUGAUCACGACGACGGCGGGUGCCAAUGCCCUGGAGGCCUCUUUAGUGCUGCUGCAGGAAAGUCUGGAGGGAGGUGCCGCCCUCGCUCAAUUUGAGCAACUGUACAGAAAAAAGCCAGGGAUGACGAUGAACGCAGCUAGGUUGGAGGCAAACAUUCCUAAAAACAGAUACAGAGAUAUCUCACCUUAUGAUCAAACCAGAGUGAUAUUAAAAUCGGGAGAUGAAUAUAUCAAUGCCAAUUACGUAAAUAUGGAGAUCCCUGGUUCGGGGAUAGUAAAUAGGUACAUCGCGGCGCAGGGCCCACUGCCAAACACGUGUGUGGACUUCUGGCAGAUGGUAUGGGAGCAACACUCCUCACUCGUUGUCAUGCUCACCACCAAGAUAGAACGAGGAAGGGUGAAGUGUCACCAAUACUGGCCCGACCUCUACGAGACGGUGGAUUACGGCGAGCUGCAAAUCACCUGUGUCAAGGAAGAGGACACAACGUCAUUCGCUUUCCGCGAGUUUAACCUCACACAUUUAUCAACAAAUGAAGAGAGACACAUAUCUCACAUGCAAUAUAUAGCGUGGCCAGAUCAUGGCGUUCCCGAUGAUCCUGCAGAUUUCCUAGAUUUUGUAGGCAAGGUUCGACAGAAGCGUACUGGGAUGGUAGAACCUACAAUAGUUCACUGUAGUGCUGGGAUAGGGCGGACAGGGGUCCUAAUCACCAUGGAGACCGCCAUGUGUCUGAUCGAGUCUAACCAGCCAGUAUAUCCUCUGUCUAUAGUACGACAAAUGCGAGACCAGCGUGCUAUGCUGAUACAAACACCUAGUCAGUACAAGUUUGUCUGUGAGGCAAUCUUAAAAGUAAGUCAUGACCAGCUAGUUAAACCAAUGGAGGACUACCAGCGGUGAAAGUGACCGACAUGGCGGGCCUCCCCGCUCUAACUUACCAUAUCAUCAUCCCGCAUGUGGGCCGCGGUGGCUCUGUGUCACACAUAUCCACAGACAAGGUGCCAUCCAUCUCUUAUCAUCAUCUAUGUGUGUCCUUGUUUGAGGUCGAAGGCCUCGCAUGUGAAGGACGUCCAAUGUGUCACGGCCAUCGUUGCACACUGCCACGAUCAUUCUCUGAACCUCAGUGCUUCGUGUCACAGACGGUCGUCCUUUGUACAGAGAAACGGCUCUUCUCUGAUUUCAUUCCGUCUGUCUUUGGCAGUGGUCAUCGUCAGUGUGUAUCAAAAUGUUGUCCCGAUAACCGGGAAAUCUCCAACCAUCUCUAUACUGCUGGAUCUGAUAACAUUGUGCGCUCAUACUGAGGUGUACCAAAGAGAGAAUGAAAGCAGUGAUCUUUUAUAAGUUCACCGGCUGUCGACAGGACGCAUGCUAGCAUCAACUGAUGUGCGAAAUUUCACCUCAAUCAAAGUGUGUUGAACAAACAAUGAAAGGUUUAACAUUGUAAUGCACUGAAGACUAUGGUGUUGGUGAAGCAGUGGAGCUGGUAUUCUCCCUGUGUUGUGGAUUCAGCUUGCAACGAGCAUUACGUUGACUUUAAAUCCAAUCAUAGCAUGUGGAUCUGAUCUCCACCUGAUCAUGUUUAAAAUCAAACUCGUCAUCCAACGAGAUGGGGAUACCUACCGUGUAAGGCUGGUCUCUUAUGGUGCAUGGAGCGCGAUUAUUUAUGAGAAUUGGAUAUUUAAGAUUUAAAGGGAGGUGGAGAUAACCCAAUGAUUGAUAUCAGUAUGUUUACAUGUAUGUCAAAAGUCAUACCUGUUGGUGAGUAUCAGCUUGUAAAGGGAAGUAACUCUCCACAGUGUUUUGAUUAAUCAGCCAGCUGUUUUGUUGACCUCACUGAGGAUCUUGCGAUCUGAAUUUUAAAUGAGGUCACUGACACACGAAUCAUAUUUUAAAGCAAUGAAGAUGCUGCAGUGACUCGUCUUUUUAUGUUGCCAUGGUAACCCAAAUCUAUUUUAACAAUUGUCAUACUACAAAAUUAUUUGAAGUUAUAUUUAUGAAUGUAUAUGUUUUCAAUUUUACUAAAAGAAUGCAUGUGUAAUAGAUAUCAUUUAAUAUUUGAAAGAAAUAACAAAAUCAGUGCUUCGUACUUGAUGAUACUCAGAACCCUUAUUGCUAGUCUGCAAUUUAACAAUUUAGAUUUAUUUUCAUUCAUCAUACAUCUAACUUAAAAAUCUUUUAUUUUCACUGAAUGGUAAGUAAAUAUUUUCAGGUGUUUUACUUUGAUUGUUUCAGAGAUUGUUUAUGAUAAAGAAUAUUUGAAAUUCUAAACCUUCAAGAGUUUUUGAUUUUUUUUCUUAAAAAUUAUUUAAGUCACUAUUAAACUAUAAGUGCAUAGAAGCAUAGACACAACCAAAGCUUGUGUUAUGUUUUUGCAUAGUUAAUUAGGUAAAACACUGAUUCAAAAUGAAAUUCAUCCUCAAUUCUUGAAAAUGAAGUAUCUAGUUUUAUAGAUUUUCAACAAGUAUUACAUAGGGUUUACCUCGGUGGUAUGGUUAAAUACAAUGUGAUUUGUCAUCAAAGUCAUAUCAUUUUUAUUUCAACAUUUGAGAACUUAACUCAUUCACCCCUGAAGACACAUUUGAACUCUUCCAAUUCAAAGGUUGGAAUAGUCCAUUAUGAAAAUUCAGGGGUGAAUGAGUUAAUAUGAUUUACAAGUUCCUGUGGUAAGGUUAACAUGUUUUAUCAAACAUUUUAUAUUACAGUAAGUUAUUUUGAAGAUGUUCUGUGAAGAAGUUGCGUGAAAUAUCAUGUUCAGUUGGUAUUUUGAUUGUGCAACUUCAAUGUGUAUGCUUCAUAUCGAAUGAGAGGUUACAUGUGAGAAAUGGAGUGUGCUGCUUAAAAACCUAUAUGUUCUGGUAACCGGCAUUUUAUUUUAAAAGCAUGUCUGAUAUGCCAAAUGUCUGACAUUUUUUUCUGUGAGAGUAUGCAAGAAAAUCAUGUGUAAAAUUAGAUAGAUAAUAACUAGGGCUGCAACGAUAUAUUGCGAUAUUUUGAAUGCGGUACAAUACACAAUGAUUUUUGGGGAGGUUACAAUACACCGACGAUAUUUUCAAGAUUUUUUGUUUCUGAAUUUAGUCGACUCGUAUCAGUUCAAACAUGGUCAGCGAUAGCUCCAGCUCAGCAUGCAUGUCGAAAGACGGGAAGCGUGUGUCACUUUCAAGUCAUGCUUAUUUUGGACCAAGUCUAUUUCAAGUUGUAAUAUGGCCAUUAAAAGUUAGCAACCUAUCUUUUCUCUUUGCUCCUACUGUUAUAUAUGUAUCGUUGCAGCCCUAAUGAUAACUCAUGUACAUCUACAACAUUUAUCACUGGAGGUUUUUAAUUUGGGCAUCACUUCUAGCUUAUUAAAAGAGUUUUAUUUCCUUUAUGCAUAUAUCAUAUGCAUGAAAUCUUUCAAGUUUUUGUUUUUACAAACUACGAAGAAUAUUUCUUGGCCAUUAAGUGGUGAUCCUUCUCUUCGUAAUAUUUUAUGAUAAAUUAUUAAUUUUAUUUAACAAGUUGAUGUGACAUUCUGUAUUUAUUUGGCAAUAUGCCCAUGCCUGGUAAUUAGCCCAUCCGUAUAUUUUGCAAUUAAGUAUUAAAAGCCGACAAAAUCCUAUUUUCUUGUCCUGUAAUAAGCCCACCCCCUACUUUGAAUCAAGAGAUUUUCUGUUGGCUCCCUGGGCUUAUUGCAGGAUAUGUACGACACAUGUUUGGGACAAAGUAACCAGAUAAAAAGAAUUGUAUAAAUUAUUCACUCUACGAUUCCAUUACAGACUUGUGGAUGCGAGAUGUAAUAUUAUAGAUGUAUGACAGCAGCAUGCAUGUUUGUGGAGACGGUUAUCUGAGGGUGUCUUUCCUAUAUAUAUAUGGAUGUAUAUAUAGUCUUUGUGACAAAUUAUGUUCUAUGUGUACAUAGUGUAUGAAAGGAAUAUAAGUAAUGAAACCAUAGUAAAUUAAUAUUGAUUGUACGAAAUAUGAGCCAUUCAUGUUAACGUACACACAUACCAGGCAAUAUCAAACUUGAUUAAAAUCUUUCCCAAGUAAA